AGACACAAUUAAGAACAGAGUUGCAUGAACGUGUAUUUAAGAAGCUGGAAGAUAACGCUCGGAUUCGAAUUAAACAACAUUAGUCUACGUAUUUAUUCAAUUAUAUGUUAAAAGGUUCAUUUAUUUUGCCACUCAGAAGUCAUGUUUUGUGUGUGGUUAUUGGCCGCCGUCACGUAUUUCUCACGUCGUCCCGCCCGGACUCGUUUACUGAUUGGACAGUGACUAGCUGACUGUUGUCACAGGCUAGUAGCUACACUACUUCAGAGACAGACUCCGUAUCCUAAGCAACUUCUCAUGUUACUUUAGAUAUCUCUUCACAUUACCUAACUGUUUUAAUUUGAUUUAAAGGGAAGAGUUUGAGGUGACGAUGGGAGUGCCGAAAUUUUAUCGAUGGAUUUCGGAGCGAUACCCCUGCCUGAGCGAAGUUGUCAAGGAACACCAGAUUCCAGAAUUUGACAACCUGUAUCUGGACAUGAAUGGUAUUAUCCAUCAGUGUUCCCACCCCAACGAUGAGGACGUCCACUUUCGGAUCUCAGAGGAGAAGAUCUUUGCAGACAUCUUCCACUAUUUAGAGGUGCUGUUUCGAAUUAUCAAGCCCAGGAAGGUGUUUUUCAUGGCUGUGGAUGGGGUAGCUCCUCGUGCCAAGAUGAACCAGCAGAGAGGUCGCAGGUUUAGGUCGGCCAAAGAAGCAGAGGACAAGAUAAAAAAAGCUCUGGAGAAAGGUGAAGUCCUCCCGACUGAGGCUCGCUUUGACUCCAACUGUAUCACCCCAGGAACUGACUUCAUGGCCCGACUACAGGAGCAGCUCAAGUAUUUUGUCAACAACAAAGUGUCCACAGACCACAACUGGCAGGGUGUGAACGUCUACCUGUCUGGCCACGAGACCCCUGGAGAGGGAGAGCACAAAAUCAUGGAAUUCAUCCGCUCAGAGAACUCCAAGCCGGGACACAACCCUAAUACGCGCCACUGCCUGUAUGGCUUGGACGCUGACCUGAUGAUGUUGGGCCUCACCAGUCACGAGCCUCACUUCUCACUCCUCAGAGAAGAGGUCCGCUUCGGAGGGAAAAAGAACCAAAAGAGGAUAACCGCCCCAGAGGAGACCACCUUUCAUCUGCUACACUUGUCCCUCAUGAGGGAAUACAUCGACUACGAGUUCUCAGACCUGAGGAAAAGGAUCUCAUUUGAGUACGACCUGGAGCGGAUCAUCGAUGACUGGGUCCUCAUGGGCUUCCUGGUGGGCAACGACUUCAUUCCUCACCUUCCUCAUCUUCACAUCAACCACGACGCCCUGCCGCUCCUCUAUAGGACCUACAUCAGCGUGCUGCCGUCGCUGGGGGGCUACCUCAACGAGAAUGGUCAUCUGAACAUGGGCAACUUUGAGAAGUACCUGGAGAAACUCUCCGAGUUUGACCGGGACCACUUCAACGAGGUGUUCGUGGACCUCAAGUGGUUCGAGAGCAAGGUGGGGAACAAGUAUCUGAACGAGGCGGCGGGGCUGGCUGCCGAGGAGGAGGCAGCGAUGAGCAAGGACAAAAAGAAGAAAGACAAGGAGAGCGCCAUGUGUCUGGCGGCUCUAGACGAGGUCGCGGGAAGGGGCGGAGCUCCCGGCCGCUCCGCCGCAGAGGAGGAAGGCGAGGAGGAAGACAUGUUUGAAGCGGAGUUCCGCCAGUACAAACGCACCUACUACAUGACCAAGAUGGGGGUCGACGUAGUCUCGGAUGAGUUCCUGGCCAGUCAGGCACGGUGUUAUGUGGAAGGAAUCCAGUGGAUUCUUCACUACUACUACCACGGAGUGCAGUCCUGGAGCUGGUACUACCCACACCACUACGCCCCUUUCCUGUCUGACGUGCGGAACAUUGCGGAGCUCCAGUUGACCUUUGACAUGGGCCAGCCCUUCAUGCCCUUCCAACAGCUGCUGGGAGUCCUGCCUGCCGCCAGCAAGGACCUGCUGCCCGAGUGCUACAGGCACCUGAUGACCUCAGAGAGCUCCUCCAUCAUCGAGUACUACCCUCUGGACUUCAAGACGGACCUCAACGGCAAGCAGCAGGAGUGGGAGGCUGUGGUGCUCAUCCCCUUCAUAGACGAGAGGUACUUGCUGGCAGCGAUGGAGCCGUACAAUGAUAAGAUGAGCAAGGCAGAGAAAGGCAGGAACCGCCACACGGAGUGUGCAGUGUACACCUACGACUCUGAGCUGGACUACCCCUACGCCUCCCCCCUGCUCCAGCUCUUCCCCAACAUAACACACUGCCACGUCAGGCAGACGCCCAUCCCCAUGGAGGCGUGGCACGUGCCGUUAGACCACGUGGGGCGCAGCAUCGACAGAGGGGCGCUCUACUUCUGUGGUUUCCCCACCCUGCAGCACAUCCGCCACAAGUUCUAUAAGAAGAAGAAUGGAGUGGUGGUAUUCCAGCAGAGCAGUAGAGGAGAGAACAUCAUGCUGGAGAUCCUGCCCAGCCAGGAGGGGGAGCCGGUGUGUGACAAUGUAGCGGCCCAGGUUCUGGGACGGUCGAUCUUCGUCAACUGGCCCCAUCUAGAGGAGGCCAGGGUCAUUGCAGUGUGUGACGGGGAGACCAAGUUCUGUCUGGAGGAGCCUGCAGGGGUGCAGCGCCUGUACGAGGAGGGCACGCCCCCACCCACCAAGGUCAUGUACCUCAGUGACAAGGAGCAGAAGGACUGGGUGAAGGAUGUCCAGGGCAUCACAGAACAUUUUAACAAGCGCAAGGGCAUCGUGGUGAAUGAGACGUUUGUGCUGCUGUACGUCCAGCAGCUGACAGGCAGGAAGUACGUCCCUGGUCAGUCCGGGGAGGUGCACCUGGAGAAGCAGUGGGCCAAGCAGGCCCUGCCCUUCGCCUACCAGACAGUGGUCAAGGAUAUCAAGGCCUUUGACUCCUCUCAUUCUCGCUUCAAGACCCUGGAAGAGCUGUUUCCCCCGGCAACAUCUGUGUUUAUGGUCGGGAGCCCUUACUACGGAGCCAUGGGAGAGGUGCAGGAGUCCAGUGAUGUCAUCAAAGAAGGACGGGUGAGGGUGGUAUUUACUGUACCUCAUGAACCUCAGCUAGAAGCCUUGAUACAGAACCAGCAUAGAUACUGUGUGAAGUACAGUCCUGGAUACUUUGUGGCCUCCCGCCUCGGAGUCACCAGUUACCUCGUCUCCCGCUUCUCAGGAAGCAUCUUCAUCGGCCGCGGCUCCAAGAAGAACCCGCACGGGGAGCAGAAGGCCAACGUGGGGCUGAACCUGAAGUUCAACAAGAAGAACGAGGAGGUUCCCGGCUACACCAAGAGAACCGAGAAGGAGUGGCUGUACUCUCCUGCCGUGGAGGAACUCCUGUCUGAGUACCUGGACAGGUUCUCAGAGGUGUUUGACCUGGUGUCCAGGAACAGCCACGACGAUGUGUUCUACGAAGAUGACAUCUGGCCAGGGGAGGACCAGAACGGGGCGGAAAAGGUCCAGGAGAUCACUUCCUGGUUGAAGUCGCACCCCGUCAGCUCUGUGUCCCGCUCGUCCUGUGACCUGCAGGUCCUGGACACGGGCAUUGUGGAGAAGAUCGAGGAGGAGGUGGAGAAGGCAAAGGUGAAGAAGAGCAGCAAGAAAGUGCGUGUGACAGUGAAGCCACAUUUACUGUUCAGGCCUCUAGAGCAGCAGCAUGGCGUGGUUCCUGACCCAGAUGCAGAGUACCAUCUGUUUGACCGCGUGGUCAACGUCAGAGAGAGCUUCUCUGUCCCUCUGGGCCUCCGAGGAACUGUUAUCGGCAUCAAGGGAGCGGAGCGCGAGGCGGAGGUCCUGUACGAGGUGAUGUUUGAUGAGGAGUUUGCUGGAGGACUCACCAUCAGGUGUGCGGUGGGGCGGGGCUACAGGCUGCCGCCCUCGGCCCUCAUGAACCUGAGCCACGGCGUGAGGGUGGAGCAAGGCUCUCACAAGCUCACUGCCAUCGUCAAGCCCCAGCCAUCCUCGUCUCACGCUCACAAAGCCCAGCUGGUCGGCCUGAACCACUCCCCGCGCUCUCCGUUUGUACCCACUCAGCAGCAAAAUGGCAGACAGAACUUCCUCAGGAAUGAAUCUCAGGGAAACAAGAACUCGCCGCAUAAAGCCCUCAGCCACAAACACCAACCCAAGGGUAAGGACGAGGAGUUCAGCAAUGUGUGGCAGGCUCUGCAGAGCACUGGGCCUCCACAGAAACCUCCAGCUCACUGGCAGAACAAUGAAGGACAGUUCCAGCAGGGCCUGAAUCAACAACAGCAGCAGCAGCCCCACAACAAACCUGGUCCUGCGGGCAGUAUCCGACUCCUGAAGAGAAAUGAAGAUGUCAACUCUGUGUUUGGUGCUCAGAACAAGCCCUCCACAGAGUUCGAGGAGUUGAUUGCCAACCUGAAGAUCUCCAAGGGCAACGAGCACACUCCUCCCCCUCUUCCCAAGCCGGAGCCAAUCAACCAAUCAGACGGCCCGCUGUCUCCCCAGUCAUUUGCCAUGAAGGGGACUCUGGUCCUGAAGGAGAUGCUGAAGAUCGACAGCUCUGGGACAGGAAGUCCCGCCCAGGAGCCUGCUGGCUCCGCCCCCUUGGCCAGCCAGCAGCACAACAAGAAGCGAGCCACCAAGAAGCUGGCUGCGAGGAUGAAUGCCCCCCAGGGAGACUCCAUGUUACCCCCAGGGACAGGAGGAGGAGGGGGGGGGCUGGCGCCCCCCAUGGCCCCCGCUGCCAUGGUUCCCAGUGUGGCCUCAGAGCUGGCCAGGAUCUGUGUGGGUCUGGGCAUGGCUCCACCAGACUUUACUGUCCUCCGCAACAGACAGGGUCUGGUGGUGUGCCAGGUGAAGCUGUCUACUGGCCUGAUGGUCCACGGCCCUCAGUGCCAGUCGGAGAACGAUGCCAAAGAGAAGGCUGCCCUGUUCGCCCUGCAGCGCCUGAACUCUGUGGGCUCUGGGUUCCCCCUGCCCCCUCCCCUGUUCCCUGGCAUCGGGCAGAUAAGACCCCCCCCUCUGGGUCACAUGCCUCCUGUCUUCAACCAAGCAGGUGCUCUCCUGAUGCCCCCCCAGGGCUACGGCCCCCUCCACUGGGGGAUGCCCAUGCCCCCCCACCAGGGCCAGCCCUUCUACGGGGGCACCUUCCCCGGUGCCAGGCCCCAGGCCCCAGCCAUGCCCAUCGGGUCGCACAACCAGUUUGUCCCUCUGCAGGUGACUAAGAAGAGGGUGUCAUCCGGGAGGAAGAGCCAGGAGCCGCGGGAGUUCUACAGCGCCGCCCACACAGUGGCCAGGAACCAGAACCAGAACCCGGCCCAACCACAGCCCCCCUCCCCAGCCACCACGCCCUCCAAGACUCCGCCUCCGUCCAGCCAAACCCCCCCAGACAUGGCCAUGUCGGCGUCCAGGUCCCCCUCCACCCCCCAGGCGUCGCGCCAGAACCCCUCCACCCCCGGGUCGGGACACACCCCCGGCUCCGCCUCCAAAAGGAAACACAGGAAGCUGGCGGUGAACUUUGAGGCGGCCAAAGUCACCGAGUGACUCGGCUUCUGCUGGGGUUUUGUGUCGUUGGUUUUUAUAAAUCUGGUGUUUUGUUUUGGGGCCUGCGAGGAGCAGGUGUUUUCAGUGCACUACCGUCUCCAGCCUCUACUGUACUGACUGAGGGACGUGGCUGUAGUUUAAGACAAAGCUCCAGUACUUCCCUAUGGGGAGGAGGGAAAAGAGGGGAUAGUAACCAUGGCAAUAAGGACUAGGCCCAGACUGGGCCAGGUGUUUAUUUGUGUUGGUGUGUUGGUUUGUCCCAUGGACACUGUGUGUGUGUGUGUGUGUGCGUGUGUGUGUGUGUGUGUGUGCGCGUGUGUGUGGGGCAUGGUCUCCUCAUGCAGAUGGCAUUCAGACACACGGGGUUCGUUUCAGUUGGCCAAUUCUAGUAAGACCUUGUAACCAAGGAGCAAACCUAUUUUUUAUCUACACCUCUUAUGUUCCAUAUAUUUGUUGUCAAAUGUUUGGGUCUUUUUACGAUGAGUUUUUAAAAAAGAUGCGGUUUUAUGGUUUUGAAUUGGCAACAAAUUUGAAAUCCACCAGUGCAGUAUCAUCAUGCCAUCAACUACCUACAUGUACAUCUACACCAGUCUAACGAGCAGACACUGAAGUUGGACACGCACAUCAUCAUUGUUUUUAAAUACCUGCCAAACACACACUCACACGUUUUGUUUUGUUGCAUUUAAAUCACCAAUUGGUUUACUGCCCCGAUAAAUGUAAUCCCCAGAAUCAAUGGACUUUCAAAUAGUAAAUAUCUCAUCACAUGAAUUUACUAUAAUUUCCUGUGAAUUCUACCAUCGACUCAGAGCAUCUUAAAUAGGAGCCUUUACAUCAAACAGGCAGGAGAAGAUUUUAAUUUACUUUUUUUUUUUUUUUUACCCUAUUUUCUACAUUAAUUGUUCUUUCUCAGACAUGUGACCACGUGACUUUUGUAUUCUGCUGCAAUUUCAAUAAAAGCCUUAAAACAUGGUUCAAUAAAAA
Molecule: messenger RNA, 6475 nt
Organism: Hypomesus transpacificus
Lineage: Eukaryota; Metazoa; Chordata; Actinopteri; Osmeriformes; Osmeridae
Gene: xrn1
Product: 5'-3' exoribonuclease 1
Exons: 41
Coding region: 368-5494 (1708 amino acids)
Biological process (GO): nuclear-transcribed mRNA catabolic process; rRNA catabolic process
Cellular component (GO): nucleus
Molecular function (GO): 5'-3' RNA exonuclease activity; RNA binding
Source: RefSeq, a predicted model, not a curated record